Osmia lignaria (orchard mason bee) is the source of this 2383-nucleotide messenger RNA. It is a transcript of the gene Gclc, whose product is annotated as glutamate--cysteine ligase. The record is from RefSeq and is a predicted model, not a curated record. Gene Ontology annotation, biological process: glutathione biosynthetic process. Gene Ontology annotation, cellular component: glutamate-cysteine ligase complex. Gene Ontology annotation, molecular function: glutamate-cysteine ligase activity. Lineage: Eukaryota; Metazoa; Arthropoda; Insecta; Hymenoptera; Megachilidae.
UGUAGUUAGUCUGUAAAAGCAUCGGUAGUGCUGUACUUAAUUCGGUCGUAAGAUUUUCGUGAUUUCUUGAGCGUCAAUAAUAUCGUGCCUCGGUAUAAUUCGGCAAAAAUCGGGUUAAGUCGAUUUUGCGCGAAAUUCUAUUCUAAUCGUUGAAUUUUAAAAAAACUCCCAUAUUAACUAACCUCAACAAAUAUGGGUUUACUGUCCGAGGGAAGUCCUUUAAGCUGGGAAGAAACGAAAAAUCUUGCUGACCAUGUGCGAAAACACGGAGUCAUUCAAUUUAUUAAUCUAUAUAAAAGGCUUAGAGAUAGACAGGGUGAUGUACUCAAAUGGGGUGACGAGGUGGAAUAUAUGCUUGUUAAAUUUGAUGAUGAAGCAAAAACAGCAAAGCUUAGUUUAAGAGCCGUGGAAAUAUUAAAAACUCUAAAUGAAAAGGAACAUAACGAUCCAGAUAACAUUAAAUCAUUAUGGAGACCUGAAUAUGGUGCUUACAUGCUAGAAGGAACGCCAGGAAAACCAUACGGCGGUCUGUUAGUUCAUUUUAAUAUCGUUGAAGCAAAUAUGAAGUACCGGAGACAAGAAGCUUCAAAAUUACUUCGACCUAAUGAAGUUUUAAUGUCCUUAACUAAUUUUCCAAGAACAGGGGCACCUGAUUUCACAGAUCCUCCCACAAAACCAGCACCAGAUUCUGGAGCAUCGAAAAGCUUAUUUUUCCCAGAUGAAGUUAUAUAUCCGGGUCAUCCAAGAUUUAAAACAUUAACAAGAAACAUUAGAAAACGUCGUGGAGAGAAAGUUGCUAUAAACAUUCCUAUUUAUAAAGAUAAAAAUGUUCCGACUCCGUUUAAAGAGGAUUUUGGUCGAACAGUUAAAGACGAAUCUAGUUAUGCAGCAAAAGAAGAUCACGUUUACAUGGAUGCUAUGGGUUUUGGAAUGGGCUGUUGUUGUUUACAGCUUACUUUUCAAGCUUGUAACAUCGAAGAAGCAAGAACAUUAUACGACCAAUUAACGCCUUUAUGCCCGAUAAUGUUGGCUCUAACCGCCGCCAGCCCGUUCUACCGAGGGUAUGUGAGCGACGUUGAUUGUCGGUGGAAUGUGAUAUCUUGUUCCGUUGACUGCAGAACACAAGAAGAACGUGGUUUAAAGCCUUUAAAGGAAAACAAAUUCAGAAUAAGUAAAUCUAGAUACGAUUCCAUCGAUUCGUAUCUCAGCGAACAAGGAGAAAAGUACAACGAUGUUCCUUUAACAUACGAUAAUGAAAUUUACAAACAGCUAAUGGAUAAUGGAAUUGAUAAAUUACUCGCGCAACACAUAGCUCAUUUAUUUAUCAGAGAUACCGUGUCCCUUUUUUCUGAAAAGGUGUACCAAAAUGAUUCAGAAGAUACCGAUCACUUCGAAAACAUCCAAUCAACUAAUUGGCAAACGAUGAGAUUUAAACCACCACCGCCAAAUUCUUCUAUAGGAUGGCGCGUUGAAUUUCGUCCAUGCGAAGUUCAAAUUACGGACUUUGAAAAUGCAGCGAUAGUUUGUUUCGUCGUCCUUCUUACCCGAGUAAUUUUAAGCUAUAAAUUAAAUCUUCUAAUACCAAUUAGUAAGGUCGAUAAAAAUAUGGCUCGGGCUCAAAAACGGAAUGCGGUUAUAGCAGAGAAAUUUUGGUUCCGCCGAGAUAUUACGUCGGAUGUUAAACAGCAAGACGAUGGUCAAGCGGAAUAUACAGAAUUUACCAUUAACGAAAUUAUUAACGGCAAGGAUGGUGUUUUUCCCGGUUUAAUACCGUUAGUAAAUUCGUAUUUAGCUAGCAUGGAUGUGGAUGCUGACACUCACUGCACUGUACAAGCAUAUAUGAAAUUGAUACAAAAAAGAGCUUCUGGAGAAUUAUUGACAACUGCAGCAUGGUUAAGGAAAGAAGUUUUUUCACAUCCGGAAUAUAAAAAUGACUCUGUCGUAACGGAACGGAUCAAUUACGAUUUACUGAAAAAGGUGCAAAAAAUUGUAUCAAAUGAAAUAUCAUGUCCAGAAUUGCUAGGGACGUGUAUAUCAUCUAGAACCAAUGAAACUAUACCAGCAGCAGUCGCAAAAGCGGAAAACCUCCCUAUAUAGAUAAUAAACGGCAAUACGCUUAAAUAGAUCGCAAACAAUUUAGAUAAGAUUUUAAUUUAUUUUAGUACAUUUCAAAUGUUAUUGUACAUAUUUACCACUUAAAGUAAAAUGUGUUUGCACUUAAUGAUUUAAUAAUUUUAUAAAUAGUUACAUUCCAUAAAAUAGUUUUAUUUUUAAUGUAUUAAAUUAUGAAGGAACAUGUAUUUUGUACUUGGAUCCUAAAGAAAUGUAUGAAAAUAAACCAACUUGAGAAGUUGAACAAAGAAUUUAAAUAGCUUAAAAAGAA